This is a messenger RNA of Plasmodium knowlesi strain H, 1452 nucleotides long. Its product is annotated as SICAvar, type II. Lineage: Eukaryota; Apicomplexa; Aconoidasida; Haemosporida; Plasmodiidae. The transcript is spliced from 3 exons. The coding region runs from base 1 to 1452 and encodes 483 amino acids. The record is from RefSeq and is a predicted model, not a curated record.
AUGAAUGGACAAAAUGGCAACGGCAACGCCGUCGAAGACGGCGACAAGCAAGGAGGAUGGACAAUAAGUAGAGCAUUGAAGAAACUUGAGACUGCAUUCACUACAGACCUAAAUGAUUAUGGGCCACUCCUUAAAAAAUGUCAGGAGGGAGUAACUAAAUCAUCCAUAUCAGAUUCAUCACAUCAAAAUAUUUUAUGUAAUUAUAUAACUUCUGCUGUUAGAGGUACUUAUGGGAAUAGAAAAUCUGGUGCAGGUUCUGUUUUCAGUGGUUUAAAACGUACUGAACGUUGUUAUAUUUUACGAAUAUGUAUGAAAUAUUUAAUAAAAAAUUAUUGUGUAAAGGGGGAGGAUGUUACAACCAUUUUAAAGGCAAUGGAACCACAAGUUAAAAAAUGGAGCGUGGGAGGGGAGGGGAAGGAAGAAGAAAAGAAAAAGAAUAGAAGGGCUUUUGGUAGGUGUAUAAAGAAGUCAUGGAGUGAGGAAAAAAAAGGAGAAAUUAAGUUAAAGUGUGAAGUGAUUAAGAUAAUUGAACAAAUUGAAAAAAAUAUCUCCGGAAAAUGGAGCCCAUUGAAAACACUACCUGGUGCAGGAAGUGGAACUUGUUCUACUGCAUCUAACACUCAUCAUGGCAGUCAAUAUGUCAAUGAUUGUAGUGGAGGGGGUUUGACAACAACCACAACAACAACGACAACAGCAACCCAAUCAAAUGGCAGCGACGACGAUGGCGACGACGAUGAUGAUGAUGAUGAUGAUGAUGACGAUGAUGAUGAUGACGAUGAUGAUGGUGUUCCUGCUCCAACAACAACACAAUCACUAACAUCACAUUCAUCAGGACAUGGGAUGAAUGGGAGUUUUUCCCAAUCCCUUCCUGUAAAGGAUGGGAAGGGAGGGAAGGGAAGGAAGGGAACCUUCCUAUCCUUUCCUUCCCUUUCUUCCUUUCCUUUUGACUCGAUUCAUCCUUAUCUUCCUCUAGUUCCUUCUAUCAUUGGAAUUAUCACCAUAACUUAUUUCCUUUGGAAGUAUUUUGGCCAACUGGGUAAAAUAAGACGUUUCAGAAGAGCUCCUUUAAGAAUUCCCGGUCCAUCUGUACAGGAACAGCUCCUCGACCAUGUGGAAGAAGCCGGUUCACAUGAAUAUCGAUUGUUUAAGGAACGAAAACGUCGUUCUGCUCCAACAAGAACGAAACGUUCUGGUCGCGAUCCUGCUCGUAGUGGUCGCGUGAAUCGUGGAACGAUUAUUGAAAUUCAUUUUGAAGUGUUGGACGAAUGUCAAAAAGGGGACACACAAUUGAACCAGAAGGAUUUUCUGGAACUUUUGGUUCAAGAGUUCAUGGGAUCCGAAUUAAUGGAAGAAGAACAGGUUCCUAAGGAAGGGGUUUCUAUGGAAGAGGUUCCUAUGGAACUUGUGCCUAUUGAGGAGGUUCCAAGUUUAGGUUCCCGGUUACUGGUUUAG